GUUCGUUAGGUCGUGAAAUUAGCACUGAGACGGUUAUGAAUCAGCACUGGGAUGGUUCACCGGAUUGUGAAAUCAGCGCCGGGAUAGUGGUUUGCUGGGUUGUGAAAUCAGCACCAGAAUG
Molecule: messenger RNA, 121 nt
Organism: Cetraspora pellucida
Lineage: Eukaryota; Fungi; Glomeromycota; Glomeromycetes; Diversisporales; Gigasporaceae
Source: the annotation of a GenBank genome assembly